Molecule: messenger RNA, 1039 nt
Organism: Cherax quadricarinatus
Lineage: Eukaryota; Metazoa; Arthropoda; Malacostraca; Decapoda; Parastacidae
Source: RefSeq, a predicted model, not a curated record
UCUCCGUUAACAACUAAUCUCUUUAUUUACGCAUCCCACCUCUCGGAUAGGCUCCUUGGUGCAGCAUGUGGACGACAUGGGUGCUGGUGUGUGUUGUGGUGCUGGCGUGGCUGCACGACACACACGGUACCUACUUCAUCUCUGGUCGGGAGUACAGCGGGGUUCUUCCUAGGUCAAUCUUGACCUCAAAUAUAAUUGCCAAGCAGACUCUUCAAGCUGGUGGGAAACUGAAUGCCGCUGGGUUGCUGGAGUGUAGUCGACUGUGUAUCGCCACUGCAGCUUGCUCGUCUAUCAUCAUACAAACAGCCACAAAUACUUGUUACCUCACCUCACUUGACCGCUGCUCACAGCCAGGCAACCUGCUGCUUGUGUCGCCGGGUUAUUUCUACUAUGAGAGAUUUGAUGGGCAGAGUAUAUCUCCUCCCACUUGCUACUCCAGGUGCUACCAGGCCAGCGGCUGUGAGAAGUGUGGUCGUCAGUUCUGCUGGGGCUGGCAGAUACCCAACAAAGUCAAAGGUCCAGCCCUCAUCUGGUCAUUCGACCUGACCAGUGUCUUAGAGGUUCAUUGUGAUAACAAUUGGCAACUGUUGUGGAAAUCGGGCGACUCGUCUCCACGAAACACCCCACCAGAGCCAUUGCAACUCAAACUCUUCUUUCGCUACAUCGGAGACAGUAAAGCAGAAUCAUUAUUUAGCUCGGUGAGCUCUGUCAGCGGCAUGCUCACCGUUGGAAGUUACGUUGGAGGUAACGGGGGUAACUGGUGGAAUGCUCCGUUUGAAAAUCGUGCUCUGGCAUACAACUCGUCACAGAACUGUAAGCCAUUCUUCAACCCUACGAGUGAGUGCGAGGCCAACAACAUCACGGCAGCUGAGGAACAAAUAAGUCUCAGCGGCAACGUGACCGAGCGAGGCUUCGCCUGGCUCACUGGUAACCAGACACUCGAUCAUUUGACACUUUCCUCGAUCGAACUGUGGAUGACGUGCACUACCUGUCCAGUUGUCUCAAAAUAUGGCAAAUAAUAAGAAACACAAAUGUUGAA